AUGCCCUCUACGGCGUCCACUUCGUCUCACGAUCCUGCUCCCGCUCCUCCGCCUCCUGACGAGCGGAUGCCUCUCUCCUCCGUCCCCGACUUGACCAAGUUCUUCCCGCCGCUGAUUCAGGACGCCAUCUGCGCCGAGAUGAACCGAGGUGCUGAUGGCGUUUACUACGACGAGUUUGAGCAGCUGUACUGGAUGUAUUCGGGCUGGGAGGAGGUACGGGAGGCUUUUGAGCGCGUUUGGCGUCCAAUGGCCGUCGAAUGGGAAGAGUUUCGACGCCGGCAAUCGUUUGUCCGCAGCUUCGGGAAUGCACAGGCACGGGCAGCGCUGGCGCACGAGUAUUCCGGCCUGAUCGCGGCAGCAACGCGGAUGUCUCUGCUACGGCAGGGACCUGCUGGUCAGUCCAGCCUCUAG
Messenger RNA from Rhodotorula toruloides NP11, 411 nucleotides. RefSeq lists its product as uncharacterized. Lineage: Eukaryota; Fungi; Basidiomycota; Microbotryomycetes; Sporidiobolales; Sporidiobolaceae. Bases 1 to 411 code for a protein of 136 amino acids. The record is from RefSeq and is a predicted model, not a curated record. The transcript has a single exon.